GACUCUAACAAAAGUACGCACACACAAACACGCGCGCGCAUACACACAUGUAUACGUGAUUCACUCACACACAUACAUUACCUCGUCGUCUCCUUCCAAUUCUCGGACAGCUUUGCCUUUCCCUCUGUAUACAUCACUGACAACAUCCUCCUUGUCUUCGCCCACUUCUCUCAUCCCCCGCCCACUCCUAUCUUCCCCUGUCCUGCCCGCUUCCCUUUCCAUGUCCCACCAGUCGCGCAUCAGCAUGGAGCUCAGAAGUACCUGUGUUCUCACUGUCCUGACGGGCGCACGACUCGACGUGGACACUUUCUCUAGUUGCAAAACAGAUCGGCAAUCUGUCUUUGUUUCUGAUUUCCAUCACUUUAUUGCCUUCGUAAACUUCAGAUGUGUAGUAGGAUUUUUUUUUUUGUGGGUGGGAAUGGAGGUCAAAGACUAACAGACAAUAAGCAAAACCUGGAUGGUGUUUGUCUGGCAAACAACAAUCUUCAAUUCAUAUCACAUGUCGCUGUAAUCAUUUUUUUUAUUAUUAUUAUUUUACAAAAGGUGUGAGUUUAAAACAGGAGCAUUCCCUUCGACCUGCUUAAACAGGACGAGCUUUCGCUUGAGUUGGUUUCUCUCUUUCAUAUUUCUCAAGGUAGAUGAUGAUGAUGCGAGAAAUGUCACAACAUCCUGCCUCUGCUCCAAUUUAAUGUCAUCAUUUUAAUUAAUAAUCACACGAGAUUUCCAGAGAAGUUUUCAAAAUCCACGAAAAUUAUCUUCGUAGAAAAGUAAAUAAAACGGUGUUGUAUGGAGAGUUCUACUCUCUGGAAUCUAUCCAUGGAAGAGCAGGAGGCACACGAUAACUUCAUUCCAUCGUUCCUUCCCUCGUCGAUGUGGAGGAGAGGUUGUAUGAUUGGCAUGCAUGUCCGGUGUUGUCCCUGGGUCGUGAUGGAGCUCAUUCUGAGCAAAAUGUCCAACACCUGAUUUCUUUUUCACGUGGUUCAAGAAGUUGAUUUCCUCCUCUCUUCUUUUCAUUUAAGGACUUUGUGUUUUCUGAGCAUGCGUACGAGUUGACGAGAGGUAAUAAAUACUUGACUUUCAGCGAUGACAGGGGCUGCCAAGACACACUUGGACAAGAGGGAUUCCUUCACCUGGAAUUCAAGGAAAGGAGGGAAGUUUAUAAAGGGAACCUCCCUCUCUCCAUCCAAACCCUCCCCUGGGGCUAAAGGAGAGGCCUUCUUGUGCUUGUUUUUCCACGGAAGAUACAUGACUGCUGUCCCGGCGUUCCCCACUCCCUACCACCACUCCGUCGCCUUUUUUUUUUUUUUUUUUCAUUCUUUGCUGCUCGUCCUCCGCCCUCGUCUGUGCAGUAUUCGUCACCAAACUAAGUUUGCGGAAACCUGCAGCUUGCAACCACACCACAGACGGCGUGAACGAUCUCUGGAGCUGAAGUUGCACUGUGGUCCUUUGUUUUCACUCGGUUACAUAACUGAGAGGAAGGCGAGGGACGGUCGUUGCAUUAUCGUCUGACGACCAGUGAGGGCGAAAGGGGAUAAGAUGGGGAAGAAGAAAGAAAAGAUUAGCAGCACUGUACCAUGCAGAGCAGCAACAACAGCAACUAUCGAGGUCGACAGUACCUACUAUAAUCUGACUUCCACCAGCAACCACCCCCACCACAACCACGAUCACGUAGGCAGCGCAGGUGCGAGACGCAAGAGUUCACCACAAGAUAAUCAGACAUCUGCGCAUCCUGUCGCCCAGUCAGUAAACACUACACAAUCUUCAUCCGCGUCGUCGUCCUCAUCUUCAGCAAUGAGUUCCGAGAGCGAAGCCGGCGGGCCGCACCUGUCCCUAAUGCAGCGUCCGCCCAUGCAUCCCGCCAUGCUGGGAAUCCCCCAACACUCCUACUUUCCCGGCCCCUACGGGAUGCCUCCGCUAGGCUACGGCCCCCAUGCAGCAAUGAUGGGACACAUGAUGCCUCCCUACUCCUCCCCGCCCUUUCCUCCUUUCGGCCCAGCUCUCGGCGGUGGAGGGCCUGGAGCAGGACUGGGGAUUCCCCGCCAGUUCCCCCACGAAGACCACGACACUGAUGACAGGGUACAUAAGUUGAAGAACCCUAAUGAUUAUGGAGCACCCCUCCCUGAGGCAAUUUGUCAUCUUAAUGGCCAUUCUCUUUCUUUUAGCCUUUGUCGCACUUAUCGUCACUGCGAUCUACUUCGGACGCACGAUGGAUACCAGCUGGAGAGUCUAAGAACACCAGUGUCCAUUUUAUUAUACCUUUCUUUUGAUUCAUCCCCCAACCUACACACGCAUACAUACUUUCCGAAAAAUUUAAAACUCUGAUACUUUGUAAGCCGGCGCUUAUUUCUAACCUGGACGCCAGAACUAUGAGACCUGCUCUUGUCCAUUUUGCGCCUUAUAGUACAGAGACUGCUCCGUUAACUCCAAUAAAGACCACUACUCCCCUCCAGAACAAAAUAAACACAAUUUGCUAAAAGCAAGAGGUUGCCAUGUGACCAUGUGGUCUGAGGAGAGUGAAGCGGAGAACGGAGAGGUUAGAGUGCCGGUGUCCCAACUGAGAGGUGAGCGGUUCGAUUCUCGGUGAAUUUCCCUCAGCGGACCAGCUUAGGUUUGUGGAAAGUAAAGCUGGUCACGAGAAAAGGAAACCAAGUUUUAACCGAGCCACACAUCCUCAAUUUAUGCAAGAGUUAAGAUAUAUAAAGUCAGUGCGUAGGUAGCAAAUGCUGUCACUACACAGGUGAAAGCAACAUUGGUAUCUCCUCACUUUAAUUAGCUUUCAGAUUUGUUCAUUACUGCAUUCAUACAAGCAUUAUCCUACUUAUUGAACAUAAAUAAUACUUUUUUAAUAUUCCCUUAAUCUGUCUUAAUCGCUAGAUUUUUCUUAUUCCUAGGCCAUAGAGUCCAAAACAUAAAGAAAGGUUCGAAGUAUGUACAUACAAAGCACAAGCAAGGUAUGAUUUCGCUUGCUUAUAUAUAAAUAUAUCUUUAAUAUUGUGUACAUCACACCUUUUAUGGAAAAGAUACAAUUGUAACACAUUUUGUAUAACGAGUAUUACAAUCAAGCUUUAUUCCUUUUCUAUAUUUUAUUUUACAUUUAUAAAGCAAACGUUUCUUGUAAAAUAUAACGUUUAUAAAAUAUAAUGCAGCUAUUCAUAUAUAUAUAUAGAGAGAGACAUAUGUACACUUUUAUUUUUACUUCCUCCACUCGAAAAAAUGACUUUGUUAUUUAAUACUAAAGUACGAUAUUCAUUUAUAACUGUAAGAUGCUGAGACACUGAGAUAAAAAAAAACUGACAUGUUUUUGUUGCCUUCGCUUGGAGGUAAUAAAAAGAAAAUAACAGCAUAA
Molecule: messenger RNA, 3346 nt
Organism: Pomacea canaliculata
Lineage: Eukaryota; Metazoa; Mollusca; Gastropoda; Architaenioglossa; Ampullariidae
Exons: 4
Coding region: 1537-2322 (261 amino acids)
Source: RefSeq, a predicted model, not a curated record